This is a messenger RNA of Ixodes scapularis (black-legged tick), 1718 nucleotides long. RefSeq names its product amine sulfotransferase. Gene Ontology annotation, biological process: proteolysis; sulfation. The transcript is spliced from 4 exons. The coding region runs from base 1 to 1461 and encodes 486 amino acids. The record is from RefSeq and is a predicted model, not a curated record. Gene Ontology annotation, cellular component: cytoplasm. Gene Ontology annotation, molecular function: aspartic-type endopeptidase activity; sulfotransferase activity. NCBI's taxonomy places the organism in Eukaryota, Metazoa, Arthropoda, Arachnida, Ixodida, Ixodidae.
AUGACAAUUUUCGCCACACACGUACUUGUGCCAACUGCGGACAUGGUCCUCAUCGAUGCCAGAGCUACGACACCUGCUCCGCAAGAAACCUUUAUUGCUACAACUGUGGUCGCAGGGGUCACCUUGGCCGCGUAUGCAGAAGCAUACGUCGGGACUACCAGCGAUCGCGAUACAAUCUUUGGAACGCCGAUACAGUUCCUGCUCGACACCGGGUCAUCCGUCUCAAUAAUGGACAAAGCCACGUUCAUGCAAUGGUUUGCGCGAGAUGCCCUCGUCAUACCACCACCGGUGACGCUACUGAAUUAUUCGCGCCAGCCCAUUAAUAUCAUGGGAGCCUUCAAGGCAAUGGUGGUAUUCAAGCAGCGUCGCUCGCAAGUACUAUUCUACAUUGCAGACCAAGGCACAUCAUUGUUAGGCAUGGACGCCGUCGUGGCACUCGACAUCAAAAUGAGCGGAGCAACGCGGACUUGUUUCUAUACUGCGACCAGUGACACCGGGCAAAAAGUGGCGAGUUUCUUUACCAUGAGCAUUUCCAAGAAGGGUCCUGCGACCACUCUCAUCGACGGCGAGGUGUGUUCGAUUGUAUUUGAUCCCUUGCACUAUAUUCAAGCGCAGGAGUUUGAACCUGAAGAAGGGGACGUUAUUCAGGUGUCGUACCCCAGAACAGGCACUCAUUUGGUUCAGCAAAUGAUCCAGCUCAUUGUGAACAGAGGUCAGUCGGCGCGGACACUGGCCGAGUUCACGCAAAGAUCCCCAUUCCUGGAGAUACAUGGACCCCGAGAGACAUCAGACGCUCCUAGACUCCUACGGACGCACCUGCCGAUGAACAGACUGCGGCUCAGCGGAAAGGCGAAAUACGUUUAUGUUGCCAGAAACCCCUGGGAUUGCUGCGUGUCCAACUUCCACAUGAUGCAGGAUCUUCCGGCGUUCCGUUUCGCCGACGGAAGUUUCGAAGACUUCCUAAACGCGUUUCUCGAUGGACAGUCCGGCUUCGGGGACUAUUUCAACCACGUCAUCUCGGGUCACGGCCGCAGACAAGAUGCGAAUGUGUUUUUCGUGACAUACGAAGAGAUUGUCAAGGACAGGGCUAGCGUUGUUCUGAAGUUGGCAGACUUCUUGGGCAAAGGUUACGGCGAAGCUUUGCGGAGUAACGGCAGAUUUAUGGAGCUCAUUGUGGAGAGAAGCGGUGUCGACUUUAUGAGGGAUGUAUUUGAGUGCACCUUGGGUGAGUUUUCCCAAGUAUUCGGGCGCGGGUUAGUUCCGGAGGAUUUCGUAGCCGAGAGGAUUAACGCUACAAAAAAGGGGAGAUACAACCUUGUCCGAAAAGGAGCAGUAGGUGACUGGAGAUCGUACUUCUCGCAAGAAAAUAUGCUAAAAAUGCAGAUGAAGUUUGACGAUACAUUUAAGGGUACUGACAUUAUGAGUCUUUGGAUGCGUGAGGGAAUUUGUGAUUCCCUUUAAUUCUUAUCUCGUUUCCUGAGUCUCUGGUUGCUCUUUAUCACUGUAUCUUGCUAACAACGUAAAAAAAAGACUUACGACUAGAGGUGUUGACUUUUUGUUUAAUUGUCGGUCGCGUCAUUAUAAUGUUUUUGGGCUUCUGUUUGAAACUUAGAACUGAUUUUCGCUGUAGUGAUCAGACAACCUAGAAAAUACCAGAUGUUUCUAUCAAUUGUUCUAUAACGACAUUGAUGAAUCCAAUAAAAUAUUCCUCCUAUCAA